Molecule: messenger RNA, 1082 nt
Organism: Acinonyx jubatus (cheetah)
Lineage: Eukaryota; Metazoa; Chordata; Mammalia; Carnivora; Felidae
Gene: NSMCE1
Product: NSE1 homolog, SMC5-SMC6 complex component
Exons: 8
Coding region: 123-974 (283 amino acids)
Biological process (GO): DNA damage tolerance; double-strand break repair via homologous recombination
Cellular component (GO): Smc5-Smc6 complex; nucleus
Molecular function (GO): ubiquitin-protein transferase activity
Source: RefSeq, a predicted model, not a curated record
CGCGUUCGCCCCGCCCCGCAGGAGGAGCCGAGGCCGCCUUUCUGCCUGGGCCGCCGGCGUCUGGGGCUACGCCGGGGUACCGCGGUGGGUAAUCUGGGCGCGGGGCCGCGAGGCUGCCAGGGAUGGAAGAGGGCCGUGCAGAGAGGCGACGGAGGACGGAAGCGCCUUCGUGCACGCAGGGCGGCGCGCGGAGAGCGGGCAUCAUGACCGACGUCCACCGGCGGUUCCUCCAGUUGCUGAUGACUCAUGGGGUGCUGGAGGAGCGGGGCGUGAGACGCCUGCAGAAGCACUGCUAUCGGGUCCAUGGCCGCACUACCGCCGUGGAGGAGCUGGAGGACUUCAUCAACAACAUUAACAGCGUCUUGGAGUCGUUGUAUAUUGAGAUUAAGAAAGGGGCUACCGAGGACGACGGGAGACCCGUUUACGCGCUGGUGAAUCUUGCAACGACUCCGGUUUCCAAAAUGGCCUCGGAUUUUGCAGAGAACGAGCUGGAUCUGUUUAGAAAGGCUUUGGAACUGAUUAUUGAUUCGGAGACUGGCUUUGCGUCCUCCACAAAUAUCUUGAACCUGGUCGAUCAACUUAAAGGCAAGAAGAUGAGGAAGAAGGAAGCAGAGCAGGUGCUGCAGAAGUUUGUACAAAACAAAUGGCUGAUCGAGAAAGAAGGAGAGUUCACGCUGCACAGCCGGGCCAUCCUCGAGAUGGAGCAGUACAUCCGGGAGACGUACCCCGACGCCGUGAAGACCUGCAACAUCUGCCACAGCCUCCUCAUCCAGGGGCAAAGCUGCGAGACCUGCGGCAUCAGGAUGCACCUGCCGUGCGUCGCCAAGUAUUUCCAGUCCGCCCCGGAGCCGCGCUGCCCCCACUGUAACGACUACUGGCCCCACGAGAUACCAGAAGUCUUCAACCCCGACAAGGAGCGGGAGGCCGGGACCUCCAAGGCGAACAAAAAGCCCUCGCGGUCCAGGCAGCACUAGCUGGCGGGCCCUGUUCGGAAGAGAAGCGUCAGCGUCUCCCGUCGCACCGAGUCCCCUUGCUGCUUUGUGUUCGCUCGUUAGCAGGUCUGGAAUAAAAGUUGCUAAGGA